Messenger RNA from Salvia hispanica, 3305 nucleotides. Its product is annotated as putative disease resistance protein RGA1. NCBI's taxonomy places the organism in Eukaryota, Viridiplantae, Streptophyta, Magnoliopsida, Lamiales, Lamiaceae. The record is from RefSeq and is a predicted model, not a curated record. Gene Ontology annotation, molecular function: ADP binding; protein binding.
UAGUAUUAAAGGUGGAAAUCGAGAUAAUGGAUUGUAUUCAAGAGAAGAAAAUAUAACGAAAAAAAAAAUACACUUCCAAAUUCAGGUGAAAGAAUGGCGGAUGCUGUGAUUUCAGUAGUGGUGGAGAGAUUUGCAGCUAUCAUAGAAGAUCAAAUUCGGUACGAAAUCAAUUUGGUGAGAGGCGUGGAGAAGGAGCUUCUCAAUCUUUCUGAUAAGCUCAAGACGAUCAGAAAUGUGUUGGAUGAUGCGGAAAGGAGAGGUGUGAGCGAGCAAAGCGUCAAAAGUUGGUUGAAGAAGCUUGAAGCUACGGCUUAUGAGAUGGACGAUCUUUUGGAUGAAUGGAACUACACUCUUCUCAAACAUAAGAUGGAAGCUUCUGCUGAGCCCGAGCCUAAGAAAAUGGUAUGCUGCUCCUUCAUCCCAUCUUCAUGUUUGAGUUUCAAGAAAGUUACUAUUCGUCGUGAUAUUGCCAAGAAAAUAGAAAAUUUGAAAGCCACACUUGAUCAGAUCUUAAAGGAGAAAGAUGACUUUGGAUUUGUCGUCUCUCUUCCUGCAACUGAUCAUGUGUCUAAUCAUUGGAAAAUUCAAUCGACAUCUUCGGUUGAACUAGAAAAAAUUGUGGGUGUGGACAUAGAGAGGAAUAAGAAUGAGAUAGUGAGUAAAUUGAUGCUUAAGGCUUCCAAACAUACCCAAAUUCUGUCUAUAGUUGGGAUGGGGGGGCUUGGGAAGACGACUCUUGCCCAACUUGUUUAUAAUGAUACUCGAUUGGUGAAGGAUGUUUUUGAUUUAAGAAUUUGGGUAUGUGUUUCUGAUCCGUUUGAUGUGGCUGGGGUUGCGAGAGGGAUUGUCGAGAGUGUAACGAAAGAGAGUAUGCCGACAAAUGUCAACCAAUUAGGAACGGUACUCGAAAAACUUAGAGAUUGUAUUUCAGGAAAGAGAUUUCUUCUAGUCCUUGAUGAUGUUUGGACAGAGAGAUAUGACGAAUGGGAACCCCUGAAAAUCAAUCUUAGAGAUGGUGCAGCAGGCAGUAAGAUUCUGGUGACAACAAGAAAAACUAUGGUAGCUAAGAUGAUGGAUACCUCAGACGAUGAUAUCUAUCACCCACAACAGCUUAGCGAUGAAGAGUGUUGGUCGUUAAUGCGUCUGGUAUCACUUUCAGGAAGGAGUGAGGAGGAGUGUGGAGAGUUGGAGAAAGUUGGGAAGAAAAUAGCUAGUAAGUGCAAGGGACUGCCUCUUGCUGCUAAUGUUUUGGGAAGAGUUUUGCAGCUCAAGACUAGUUUGGAAGAGUGGGAAGAUGUGGACAAGAAUAAAAUAUGGGAAUUGGAGAAUGCGAAAGUAGAUCUAUUUCCUCAUUUGGUCUUAAGCUACAAUGAAUUGUCCCCAUCUCUUAAGCGAUGUUUUUCAUAUUGUGCUGUCUAUCCUAAAGAUUACAGAUUUGAUGCGGAGACUCUGAUAGGAGAGUGGAUGGCAUUAGGUUAUUUGGGGCCUGUAAGUGGAAAUCAUCAAGUGGAACUCAAAGGGCGAGAGUACUUGAACAACUUAGCAAUGCGUUCUUUGUUUCAAGACAUUGAGAAAAGUGAGUUUGGGGAGCAGAUAAAAUCGUGUAAAAUGCAUGAUAUCGUUCAUGAUUUUGCUCUAUUUCUUAGGCAGAAUAAUGAGGUUGCAGAUGCGAGAAGGAUGUGUUGCCAAGUUUGCGAUCCUCUAGUAGUUUCUCAAGCUCGAGAGUACCGUUGCUUAUUUUGGGACAAGGAAAGUCCUCUUGAACAUUGUGAUUGCGUGACAAGUGUUAGGGUCAUAAGAACUACAUGGAGUUUGCGUGGUUCUCUUCCACGGGGCAUGAAAAAGUUGAUUCACUUGAAAUGGUUGGAUUUACAUAGUUGGACUAGAAUGCCAAAGGAUGAGUUGGAAAUCAUAUGUAGGCUUUAUUUCUUGCAAACUCUUAUCUUAUCAUAUUGUGGCCUAAAAGAGAUUCCACAAGAUAUUGGGAAUUUGGUUCAUUUGAGACGACUUAGCUUAAAUGGGAAUGAAGGUUUGAAGGAGUUACCCGAGAGAAUUUUUAGUUUGGUUGAAUUGCACACUCUUUCCCUAGCAGACUGCGAUGUGCAAGAGAUUCACAAAAAAGUUGGGAAUUUGAGUCAGUUAAGACUACUUGACUUAAGUGGGAAUAGGUUUUUACCGAAGUUACCAGAGAGCAUUUGUAGUUUGGUUGAACUGCGAACCUUGAAUAUGGAAUCCACUUAUGUCGGAUAUUUGCCUGAAGCAAUAGGUGAGUUAAGGAAUCUUCAUAUACUGCCACUAGAGGUGUUCAGAGUAGGAGGUCCUUACAACAAGUUGGGACUUCUGAAAAAAUUAUUCCAUUGUCUUACUAGAUCUAGAAUUCUAAGAUUGGAAUUCUUAUUUAAUAGUAAGAGCGAAAUGGUGGAGUUGGUUGAGGAUGCUCGAGGAGCAGAGUUAAAGAUACUCUUUGAAAAACUCAAAAGUCUCAAGAUAAGGUUCUGGAGUUGGAUGGAUGAAAAGGAGCAGUCAUCAUCAUCUUCACUGUGGAUGGAGUUGAUAGAAGCUCUAGUGCCCCAUCACAACUUGAAGGAACUGGAAAUCAAUGGCUACGGGGGCUCCUUGCUUCCGGCUUUGUGGAAACUACCUGACUUGGAAAUACUUAUUUUGGAUGAGAUAAAACAUUUGAAGUUGGUUGGACGGGAGUUUUUAGGAAUAGAAUCUAACGAUGUUGUUGCAUUUCCUAAACUCAGGCAACUAGAAAUUGUUGACUGGAAAAAUUUGGAGGAGUGGGAAGACAUAACGGAGGAAGAAGAAGAAUCUGAGGCCAUCUCCGUCAUGCCAUGUCUCACAAACUUGACUGUAAGUUGGUGUCCGAUUUUGAAGAAGCUUCCGCACCGCCUCCUGCAUAAGGUCUCCCCGUCUCUGCGGUCGUUGAGUAUUAUCAAUUCUACAUUGCUAGAAGAAAUGUACUUUGACAAGGAAGGUUCGGCUUGGAGAUCCAUAUCCCAACAUAAUCCCCAUUUACGACUCCCAGGGCAUUAGUCCAACUGAUAGACCGUGACAACGACAUCAUAAGAAGACGUCCAGCCCGUUUCAAAGAUUAGCUACUUAUUGUUUAGAUCAGUUUAUUGAUUGAAUGUAAUAGGAAUAGAGAGUCGAGCGUACUUAUAAGCUCCAUGUCGGGUUUUCUUUGUUGGUUCUUUCACGAUAUGCAGAAGAGAGUCAGAAUCAGCCCUAGGGUCCUUAGUUGAUAUAAAUAGGAAUCUUGUUAUCUUAAUUCAUUUAAGUAAUGAUAAGAAUCCUUAAAA